CGCCAGCGACGCCGGACAGAGAGAACGAGCGAAAGAAAGAAGGGCACAAAGAGAGCCGCAAAAAGAAAAACAAAUAACAAAAAACAAGAAAACGAAAAUCGAAAAAGUGUGUGACAAAACGUGUGUGUGCGCGUGUGUGUGUGUGCCUGUGCGUGUUAGAAUUGUACUAGCUGUGGCAUUAGUAUUAGUACCAUUGCUAGCAGAAGCGCCUUUCUUUUUGCCACUAAUUGGUACCAAAAAAUACAAAAAAGAAGAGAUUUAAAGAGCGUGUUACGUGGCCGUCUUUCCAACUGAACCAACACUGACCAGCUGAGCUAGAAAGCACGCUUCUAAUCAGAAUCUAAUUAACAGUUUAACUUGAAUAUUUCUAGGCUAACGACACAAAAUUCUAGUGAAAAAAAACUCUUGAGCGGUUAAAACAAAAUCAAUAAUUGGCCCUGCGUUCGGCCCUCUGUGUGAGUGUGUGUGUGUGUGUGAGAGUGUUUGAGUGGGGGAGUGUGUGCGUGUAUUUGUGAGAACGACAAUUGGAGCAAUGCCUGCUGAUUGAUAGCAAAAAAAAAAUACAUAAAAAGGGGUUAACAAAUAUAUAAAAGAAACCACUCAAGUGAAGAACUAAUAAGAAUUAAUUUAGUGCAAUAAUUGAGCUAUCCUAAGGCCAUGCAACCCGCAACGCCCAGCACGCCCGUUAAUAAUGCCCCCUUGGCGGCCAACUCAUCGUCGGCCACCCCUGUUGCCGCCGCCCCUGCUAGCAGCAGUGGCAGUGGCAGUGGCCAGGGGGCCAGCAGCACCCCCAUACGCAUCAACAGUGCCAAACAGGCGGGGGGCGGUGGGGACACGUUGACGCAACCCUCCACCCCCCACUCCCACUCGAUGCCCGGCACACCGCAGCAGCAACAACAGUCGAGCAGUGUGCCCACCGGCAGCCACCUCCUGCAGCUGCAGGCGCCCCUGCCCUCAGCAGGGGGGGGUGGCGGUGCUGUCACCCCCUCUGGCCUGUCCAUGGGCGCAUCGAAUCAAUCGCUGGGCGUUAGUGUUGGCGCCGCCAGCAGCGUCAGUGGCAUCAGCAUCACGCCGCCAAAUAGCGCCGGAUUGCGUCAGUCGACAGUAUUCGAUUUCAAAUUCAAACGGCGACCUUCGCUAAAAGUGCUCAUGACCAAACUUCCGUCCACGGACAGUUUGAGCAACAGUCCGGCGCCAUCAUCGCCAGGAAUCGCCAAUUGGGCCUCAGACAAUCGGGAUGGAAAUCUGGCAGAUAAGUCAGCUGCCGAUGCCGCCAAACUUAAUAGAAAAGAAUCCUACAAGGCCCAAAGGAAAAACUACAGGCGGGAGAAGAAGCGAGUGGCCAGUGAGCUGAUGAACUCCCUGCAAGAUCCUGCGGUUAUAGUGCUGGCAGACUGGCUAAAGGUUCGAGGAACCCUCAAGUCCUGGACAAAACUUUGGUGUGUGCUUAAGCCUGGCCUACUGCUUAUCUACAAGAGCCAAAAGACCAAGAGCAGCCACUGGGUGGGCACGGUGAUGCUCACCUCCUGCCAGGUAAUCGAGCGGCCCAGCAAAAAGGAUGGCUUCUGUUUCAAGCUAUUCCAUCCCCUGGAGCAGUCCAUUUGGGCGCCCCGAGGACCCGACAAGGAAACCAUUGGUGCCGUUGUCCAGCCGUUGCCAACCGCUUACCUGAUCUUCCGAGCUCCCAGCCAGGCGGCGGGCAAAUGCUGGAUGGACGCCCUGGAGCUGUCCCUGAGAUGUUCGGCCCUUCUGCUGCGCUCCAAUAGCAGCACGGGCGCUGCUCCCUCCUCCAGCUAUGUGGGCGAACCGCUGCCCGUCUCCCAUGAGACGCAGUGGUCGGAGGCGGACUACGAGAAGCAUUUCAACGAUCACGGUAAGUGGGCGCAGUUCCUGGCACUGCCAUCGGCCGAGGCGGAUACCUCGCGCUCCGACACCAGCCUGUCCGCCUCGCGGGCACCCACUCCACUGCUGCAGCAGCUCUACAGCAGCGCCGUUAGCAACUGGGAGCGCACCAAGCGCCUGCCGCGUUUUGGCCACCAAUCGGAGCAGCGAAAGACCUCGUACAGCGAUGCCUCCAGUGUGGAGCAGGGCAUGGACAUGGUUCAGCGAAAGCGGCGCCACCUGAGCCCCAUGAGCAAGUCCAUGUCGCUGGGAGCCGCCCUGUGCAACAGCAGCUCCAGCGAGGAUGACGACGAUGGGGACUAUAAUCGCAGCCAGACGGGCAUGCGGCCCCUCAGCGCUCCGCCCGAUUGUCUAGUGAUUCCGCGCUUUCGUCUGAACGUCAAGGAUCUGGACGCAGACAGCCAGAAUGAAGCACCCAAUGCCGUCAUGUCUGGCCUGGAGUCGGAAUCGGAGUCGGAUCCUGCAGAGCCGGCGCAGGAGGAUGGCGUCGAGCAGCAGUGUGAGGAGACCUCGUAUGUGCCCUUCACCGAGGAGGAGUUUGGCGAGCAAGGGGAGCAGGUGCGACCGGGGAUGGAUCUGAGCAAGGUGGUGCUGCCCACGUUUAUCCUGGAGCCGCGAUCAUUCCUGGACAAGCUAUCCGACUCGUAUUACCACGCGGACUUGCUCUCCAAGGCCGUGCAGGAGGAUGAUGCCUUCACGCGCAUGAAACUAGUUGUGCAAUGGUACCUGUCAAGCUUUUACAAGAAGCCCAAGGGCCUGAAGAAGCCCUACAAUCCGAUUCUGGGCGAGCGGUUCCGUUGCUAUUGGCAGCAUCCCAGCGGCAGCCGAACCUUCUACAUUGCGGAGCAGGUCUCGCACCAUCCGCCCGUGUCGGCCUUCUAUGUGACAAACCGCGAGGACGGCUUCAGCAUCACCUGUUCCAUCCUGGCGAAAUCGAAGUUCUACGGCAACAGCACUUCGGCGGUGCUCGAGGGCGCCGCCACGAUGACGUUGCUGCCGCGCGGUGAGUGCUAUACGGCGACAUCGCCGUACGCCCACUGCAAGGGCAUCCUGAUGGGCACGCUCUCCAUGGAGCUGGGGGGCAAGAUAAACAUCGAGUGCGAGAACACCGGUUACAGGACGGAGCUGGAAUUCAAGCUGAAGCCGUUCCUCGGCGGUGCCGAUGCGACCAAUGUCGUUGUCGGCAAAAUCAAGCUGGGCAAGGAGACCCUGGCCACCAUCAGCGGUCACUGGGAUAAGGAGUGCCGGGUGAAGGACUCGAAGACGGGCGAGGAGACGCUGUUGUUUAAGGUGGAUGCCGAGACGCGAUCCAAGCGGCUCACGCGACACAUGGUUCCGCUGGAUUUGCAGGAGCCCAACGAGUCGCAACGCCUGUGGCAGAAGGUCUCCGAGGCGAUUGCCCGCGAGGAUCAGGUGGCCGCCACCGAGGAGAAGACCGUUCUGGAGGAGCGCCAGCGGGCGGAUGCCAAGGAGCGGCUUAGCACCGAGUCCACCCAUAUGCCCGAACUCUUCGAGCUGGACAGCUACGGCCAGUGGCUGUACAAGUACGCCGAUCUGCGGCCCUGGGACUCGCGCAACGAUGUCCGUCAGUACGAGUGCCAGUUCAAGGUGCUCACCCAGACGCGACACAAGUCGGUGCCCAUUGUCCACGGCGCCGAGAUGAUCCAUCCCCUGCGCAGCUCCAUCGAGACGUUAUCUCGAACUCAAAGACAAUCGCCGGCCGGACUGGCUACGCAGAAGGGCGGCUCCUCUGCGCCCAAGGCCAAGAACAAGAGCCUGGUGCUGGCGCCGCGCGACACCAACUCGGACUCCAGCCAGUCGCCACAAGGAGCAGUCAAGCGCAGUUCCUCCAGCGCCAUCAAGCAACUCGCUUUGGCCGUAGACCAGGUGAACCGGGUGCUGGAGCUGCACACCCGUCAGCUGAACGAGAUCAGCCAGCGCCUGGAGCGCAUGCAGUAUGCGCCCCCGCCGAGCAACAUGGGCGUGCAGUCGCAUCACUUGCUGGGCGGCGGCGUUUCACAGUCUACGGUGAUCAAGUCGCUAGUCUACGCCAUCAUCGGGCUAACCGUCAGCCUGAUCCUGCGAUGGCUGUUCAAGUAGAGUGGCGGAGUCGUUGUUGGUGUCAUUUCGUUUAGGAUUAUGAAAAGUUUUGGUCAACCUAUAGAUAACAUAUAUAUACACCCUAGAGUACAGACAACGUAUUUGCUUUACUGAAUUGUACAUUUGGUCCUACUCAAAUGCCUUCGCACGCUGCCAGAGAUUUAACCCCGACCGAGGCGCGUGGCCAGAACAUCCGUUGUGAGAAAGUCUAAUCACGAACUAGGAUUAAGUGUUUGUCGUUUAUAAGUCCCGACGGUUCAAGUCUCUCCCGCAGACAACGUCCAUGUGCAAGUCCUUUUCCCAUUUGUCCCUGGAAACUGUUUACUCAAGUUAGACCCUCUGGGUAGGUUAGGAUGUCGGAUAUAUAUAUAUAAAUAUACACACACGUACGAGUAGAUGCACCAGAUUUCGUAAAAAUUCCAAUUUAACCGAAGCUACUACUUAGCUAGUUCGCUUUUCCGUUUCCUUUUAUAGAAAGUUAAUAAUAAACGACACGAUUUAGGGGUGAAUAAUGAACAAACAAUGCUCGAGAGGCUCUCUGCCCUUUAAAGUCACCACUUAUAGACAGUGCAACACACCUUAGAGAUUUAAUGCGAAAAGUGCUUAUAGUAAUUACUUUUAGUAUCUCUUAUACACGAACUGUUUUUCCUUUUCCCAAUACCUGCAUACCUUAAAAACUUAAUAAAUUCCCCCUUUUCAAAU
Drosophila subpulchrella is the source of this 4704-nucleotide messenger RNA. It is a transcript of the gene Orp8, whose product is annotated as oxysterol-binding protein-related protein 8. Bases 658 to 4002 code for a protein of 1114 amino acids. Gene Ontology annotation, cellular component: cytosol; membrane; intracellular membrane-bounded organelle. NCBI's taxonomy places the organism in Eukaryota, Metazoa, Arthropoda, Insecta, Diptera, Drosophilidae. Gene Ontology annotation, molecular function: cholesterol binding. The transcript has 11 exons. The record is from RefSeq and is a predicted model, not a curated record.